Staurois parvus is the source of this 353-nucleotide messenger RNA. The record is from the annotation of a GenBank genome assembly. NCBI's taxonomy places the organism in Eukaryota, Metazoa, Chordata, Amphibia, Anura, Ranidae.
AUGCAGACUGCUCUGCAAACAUUUAUGAAAGAAUGGGUAGCUCUCAGCAGCUCAGUGAAUUCAAGCGUGGUACCGUAAUAGGUUGCCACCUGUGCAAUAAGUCCAUCCAUGAAAUUUCCUUGCUACUAAAUAUUCCAUGGUCAACUGUUAGUGGUAUUAUAACAAUGUGGAAGCAGCUGAGAACAACAGCAAAUCAGCCACAAAUUGAACAGGGUCAGAGCAUGCUGAAGUGCACAGUGCACAGAAGUCAUCAACUGUCUGCAGAGUCAAUAGCUAAAGACUUCUAAACUUUGUUUGACCUUCAGAUUAGCACAAUAGUGCUUAGAGAGCCUCAUGGAAUGGGUUUCCAUGGC